AAUUUAAGAGGGAGAGAGUUUAUAUAAUAGCAUAGCACAUUGCUCAAACUCCAAGAUCAACUGAGCAAGCAUGGCUUCCAAUUUGAUCAAAACCUCAAGCUUGGUGCUAGCAGCUUUAGUUGCUCUCACAGUUCAAGUCUUCUACUUCUCACCCAUAGAUCCAGUUAUACUAGAAAUUCCUUCUGCUGCAUCUUCAACUUCUUCAACCAAAAACAACCAAUUACAGAGUGUGAUUAAACUUGGAGAAGGAUUUCUGAAACAACCAGAAGAUGUUUGUGUUGAUAAAGAUGGUGUUCUAUAUACAGCUACAAGAGAUGGUUGGAUUAAAAGAAUGGUUAGGAAUGAAAAUUGGGAGAAUUGGAAGCAUAUAGAUAGCUCUUCUUUGCUUGGAAUCACUACAUCUAAAGAUGGUGGUCUCAUUGUUUGUGAUACUACCUUGGGUUUACUAAAGGUUACAGAAGAUGGUUUCAGUGUUAUCCUUUCACAAGUAAAUGGUUCUCAAUUAAUAUUUGCAGAUGAUAUAAUAGAAGCAUCAGAUGGAAAUAUAUAUUUCAGUGUACCAAGUACCAAAUUUGGUUUACACAAUUGGUAUCUAGAUGUGCUUGAGGCAAGACCACAUGGACAACUUUUAAGGUACAAUCCAUUGUCAAAUGAAACCGUUAUUGUCCUUGAUCAUUUGGCCUUUGCCAAUGGUGUUGCACUCUCCAAAGAUGAAGAUUAUCUUGUGGUUUGUGAAACUUGGAAAUUUAGGUGUCUAAAACAUUGGUUAAAAGGAAUUAAUAAAGGUAAAACAGAAAUCUUUAUUGAAAACCUUCCAGCUGGACCUGAUAAUAUUAAUCUUGCUCCUGAUGGCUCAUUCUGGAUUGCUUUAAUUCAGGUGACUUCUGAAAGGAUGGGGUUUGUGCACACCUCUAAAGUAUCCAAACACUUGGUAGCUUUAUUUCCAAGGCUAGUUAACAUGAUUAAUAGUGUAACUAAAUCUGCAAUGGUGGUGAAAGUGACAACUGAAGGCAAUAUUAUAAAAAAGUUUGGUGAUAAUGAUGGGAAGAAAAUCACUUUUGUAACUUCAGCUGUUGAGUUUGAGGACAAUCUUUACUUAGGUAGUCUUAAUACUGAUUUUGUUGGGAAAUUUCCACUGCAAAAUGCAUAGAACUAGUGAAGUAGUUCAACUUUAAGAUUGAAUAAGGGGUGCAUCUCUUUGCUUGUAUGAGAAAAAACAUCUUAUUAGUUUUUAAUGUAUGAUUUAGACCAAAAUCAUUUAUAGGAAUGUAUUUUAUGUUAAUUUGUGCUUGUCAUUGAUAUGAAUAAUAAUACAUACGAUAUUAGCAGUGGA
This is a messenger RNA of Medicago truncatula (barrel medic), 1333 nucleotides long. Its product is annotated as protein STRICTOSIDINE SYNTHASE-LIKE 5. Gene Ontology annotation, molecular function: hydrolase activity. Gene Ontology annotation, cellular component: endomembrane system. The transcript is spliced from 6 exons. The coding region runs from base 71 to 1150 and encodes 359 amino acids. The record is from RefSeq and is a predicted model, not a curated record. Lineage: Eukaryota; Viridiplantae; Streptophyta; Magnoliopsida; Fabales; Fabaceae.